Messenger RNA from Populus nigra (black poplar), 2129 nucleotides. Its product is annotated as anthranilate synthase alpha subunit 2, chloroplastic-like. Gene Ontology annotation, biological process: L-tryptophan biosynthetic process. NCBI's taxonomy places the organism in Eukaryota, Viridiplantae, Streptophyta, Magnoliopsida, Malpighiales, Salicaceae. Bases 118 to 1938 code for a protein of 606 amino acids. Gene Ontology annotation, molecular function: anthranilate synthase activity. The record is from RefSeq and is a predicted model, not a curated record. The transcript has 11 exons.
UGCCUUUCUUUCACGAGGAACACUCACAUAUGUUAAUUCAAACUUGCUAGGAAUCAAAAUUAGAAGAAAGGCGCAAUCACAUUGACAAAUACAGUACUUUGAGCUCUCUCUGCCGCAAUGUGCGAAGUCUCUCAGUUUCCCUUUUCUCUCCCUAACAAAUUCUCUUUGAAGACCAUGGACAAAACCCUAGCCGUCACUCAUCGUCUGCUUCCGCUAAGUUUCCGCUUGCCUGCAGCUUCCUCUGUUAAUUUCAACGUUAGACUUUCAAGAUCAAGCUCAAGGUCUCUUGAUCUUGUUGGUUCAAGCUCGCGUGGUUGUACUCUAAAAUGCUCAGCUUCAACACUUGAUAACCAAGUAGCAAGAUUUCAAGAAGCUUCAAAGAAUGGGAAUUUAAUUCCUCUAUACCGAUAUAUAUUCUCCGAUCACCUAACUCCAGUGCUUGCUUACCGAUGUCUGGUUAGAGAAGAUGAUAGAGAUGCUCCAAGCUUUUUGUUUGAAUCAGUUGAGCCUGGCUUGGAUGCUUCCACAAUUGGGCGAUAUAGUUUCGUAGGAGCUCAACCAAGAAUGGAGAUUGUAGCUAAAGAGAACAUGGUUACAAUAAUGGACCAUUAUGAAGGUAGUCGGAUGGAGGAGAUUGUGGAGGAUCCAAUGGAGGUUCCUAGAAAAAUCAUGGAGGGCUGGAAACCUCAACUUAUUGACGAGCUUCCAGAAGCAUUUUGCGGUGGAUGGGUAGGCUAUUUCUCAUAUGACACAGUGCGGUAUGUAGAGAAGAAAAAGCUGCCUUUCUCUGGUGCCCCACCUGAUGAUAGGAAUCUCCCUGAUGUCCAUUUAGGCCUUUAUGAUGAUGUGAUUGUAUUUGAUCACGUGGAAAAGAAAGCUUGUGUGAUUCACUGGGUGCAAUUAGACCGAUUUUCUUCUGUCAUGGAGGCCUAUGAGGAUGGAAUGAAUCGACUGGAAAGUAUCUUAUCAAGAGUGCAUGAUAUUGCUCCACCAAGGCUACCUGCAGGUUCAAUAAAGUUGUUCACUCGUCUUUUUGGCCCUAAAUUGGAGAAUUCAAGCAUGACGAGUGAAGAAUACAAGGAUGCAGUGUUGCAGGCAAAGGACCAUAUUUUGGCUGGUGAUAUUUUCCAGAUUGUAUUAAGUCAGCGUUUUGAACGUAGGACAUUUGCAGAUCCUUUUGAAAUUUACAGAGCUUUGAGGGUUGUCAAUCCAAGUCCAUACAUGACAUAUUUACAAGCUAGAGGAUGUAUACUGGUUGCUUCUAGUCCUGAAAUUCUUACACGUGUGAAGAAGGAGAAGAUUACAAACCGACCCCUUGCUGGGACUGUUAGGAGAGGAAAGACCCCUAAAGAAGAUCUAAUGUUGGAAAAGGAGCUUUUGAAUGAUCAAAAGCAAUGUGCAGAGCACAUUAUGCUUGUUGACUUGGGGAGGAAUGAUGUGGGCAAGGUCUCCAAACCUGGUUCUGUGAAGGUUGAAAAGCUCAUGAAUAUUGAACGAUAUUCCCAUGUUAUGCACAUCAGCUCAACAGUCACUGGAGAGUUGCUUGAUAAUUUAACUAGAUGGGAUGUGUUGCGCGCUGCACUGCCUGUUGGUACUGUUAGCGGAGCACCAAAGGUGAAAGCCAUGGAAUUGAUCGAUCAGCUGGAAGUGACCAGACGAGGGCCUUACAGUGGUGGAUUUGGAGGCAUUUCAUUUUCCGGUGACAUGGACAUCGCCCUUGCUCUUAGGACUAUUGUCUUCCCCACCAGUACUCGUUAUGAUACAAUGUAUUCAUACAAGGAUGUGAACACUCGUCGAGAAUGGGUAGCUCACCUCCAAGCUGGGGCUGGAAUUGUGGCUGACAGUGAUCCUGCAGACGAGCAGAGAGAGUGUGAGAACAAAGCAGCCGCACUUGCUCGUGCCAUUGAUCUUGCAGAGUCAGCAUUUCUCAAGAAAUGAUUUAAAAUUUGUAGUUUGUGUUGCAAUAUUUCUAUAUUCAAAGGAAAUGUACUGCGUGGUAUCUGUGCGAGUACUGACUUGAGUGUUUUUUUUCUUUUCUUUGUUUUGGUUAAAUGAGGAAACUAUAAUGCUGUCAGAUUGUACAGUCGGGACUGGAAAUGAUAAAGGCAACGAGAAUCUGAUUUUUCAAA